Tricharina praecox is the source of this 2291-nucleotide messenger RNA. Its product is annotated as kinase-like domain-containing protein. Gene Ontology annotation, cellular component: cytoplasm. The coding region runs from base 154 to 1974 and encodes 606 amino acids. Lineage: Eukaryota; Fungi; Ascomycota; Pezizomycetes; Pezizales; Pyronemataceae. Gene Ontology annotation, molecular function: protein serine/threonine kinase activity; ATP binding. The record is from RefSeq and is a predicted model, not a curated record. Gene Ontology annotation, biological process: protein phosphorylation. The transcript has a single exon.
CGCUUGUGUUCAAGCGCGUGACGGAUCCACCCGAUAGAUAGAUAUCAAUAUCUACGCAGGCAGUGUCCUUAUUAUUAUAACAGCCCGGCCCUCACGAGUCACGACCCUGGCCCCCCCGCCCUCCCCCACUUCCUCAUCCUACAUCGAAACCCUAUGGCACAGCUUGGGAACAUCGACACUCAGAGAUACGAUUUGUUUUCAGCAAUGUAUGGCGGAUACACGGGAAACUCGGGGCUACCCCAGCCGGUGGUGUUGACGUCCACUUUCUGGGACGACGAGAAGAUCGCCACAACAGUAACACACGGUUACAUCCGUCGGCAGAUACCCGACUCCUCCCUACGGAAACGACUGGAUGACCAGUUGAAAUUUGGCGAAGGAUUGACCGAAUGCACCUACGGAGAGUGGAUCGUCAAGAAGACGAAGAAACUGUUCUUGUUACUUGGAGAAAUCGGCUGUCCGGAGAAGAUCUUCGACCUGAUCGAUGGGUCCUGGGAUGACGACGAUCUGCCGCUUUCUCAGGAGAGUCUAGCACAGCUAACACUGGGACCCGGGAUGGAAAAAAAGUUCUCCAAGAAACAGCAGUUGUUUAUGGUCCGGGACCUCGAGCCGGGAACGCAUGUGGAUUACAGCGAGGACGAGAUUGUCCCCUUGGAAGUCAUCUUCAACCGCAUCCCAGCUGCGAGGUCGCAGUCGGCAAUCGAAAAGGUUUACCUCCCACGGCGGCGAGACAUCUACUACUCCCGGCGGCGAGUACCCAUCGCUGAGGAAGCAUCCUCCACUCACAUCUCGAUCGAGGCAUUCAUGGACGAGAUCCGAGCCAUGAGUUCCAUAACACAUCCUCACAUCGGCGCCAUCUAUGCAACCUACACCCAGCACGACCUUGGCUACAUCAUCCUCUCUCCGACGGUCGACCAGAGCCUUAAAGCGUUUAUUCAGUACCCUCCGAGCACGUACAAGUCGCUUUCCAAAGACCGCCGGAAACUGCUUCUGAUUGACUGGAUGCACUGCCUCUCGGAAGCCCUUGCCUACCUUCACGAAGAAGGGCUUGCCCACGGGGACAUCAAACCUUCCGGGAUCAUUGUCGACGGUUCAAACAAGAUCUAUCUUGCCGAUAUCGGCAAUUCCAAGUCGUUCGAUCCUAAAGCUUCCCAGGCCGUCACGGACGUUGAACGCUACGAGUAUGGCGCGCCCGAGCUCUGGAAGCGGAAGAUGUCAUGCCACGAAACAACACAGUCCCAAGGUGUUACCAUCUCCGGGAGGAAUCGAGUGCGUUACCGUCCAACCGACCGCCGUCCAUCCGAUUCGUCGCAGGAAUCGCCGCCCUCCUCCCCGGUCUUCGAGAAAUCGGUUCACGUCGGAACAUGGAGGAGCCCCACAAAAGUCGACUACUGGAACAGCGACGUAUUCUCUCUGGCAUGCAUCCACGUUGAAAUCCUCACAUUUUAUAUCAAGCGCAAGAGCUCGGCCUUUGCCUCGCACCGCUCGUGCAAGAACCGACGACCCAGGGAAUCGGCGCCUCCGGAUGCGAGUUUCCACGCCAACAUGGGCCAGGUCGACAGCUGGCUCGACAGCAUCGAGAAGCGGGCGAAAGACAAACACGACAACGUGCUCCUGGGCUGUCUCAACGUCUGCCGGGAUAUGCUACAGCGGGAUCCCGUACUUAGGCCCACUGCGCGGCGCAUCGAGAAGGAAUUGUACAAGCUCGUGCUGGGGAUAACCGACGAGGAACUCCCGCAUUGCGGCAUGCACACCGUCGUCGUGGAGGGCGAAGAGAACUUUCCGGGAUGGACAGAGGAAUAUUUCGGACAGAGCUCGCCUGUGAGCGAGGACGCUUUGGGCUUGAGCUUUGCGGAGGUGAAGCCUGGGAGCUUGGAGGAGAAGCUGCGGAAGCUUAGCUAUUCAAGUGGCUUGAAGAGUAAGAGGAGUACUGGGAGUGGUUCGAGGCGGUUCAGCAUUACCUCCUCAUCCCACUGAUUAGAUACUGUUGUUGGGCAUUGUGUUUUGUUUCGGUGGGUGGGCUUAGCAGAUUGGGGGAGCUUUGGAGUAAAUGUUUUUCUUCUUUCUUUCCCCGGCAGGGAUAUUUUUUCGCAUCUACUUAUUUUCUACAUCUUGCUUCUACAGCGGCGAGAGGUUUCUUUUGUACAUGGAGCGUUCGGAAUGGGGUCAUCUGUAGGGGUGUCUGGAGUACUUUGUUUUCUAUAUAGUUGUAGCUAAGAAUGGUUAGAAUGUCUUCACAAUCGAUCACUUUGGCCAAGACCAACUAUGACGUUACCCCGCUGUUGAAACUCCGA